This is a messenger RNA of Knipowitschia caucasica, 819 nucleotides long. The record is from the annotation of a GenBank genome assembly. NCBI's taxonomy places the organism in Eukaryota, Metazoa, Chordata, Actinopteri, Gobiiformes, Gobiidae.
AUGGAGUCUGGCUUUGAUAACCUGGAUGCAGCUGGUUUUCUGGAAAUCUGGCAACACUUUGAUGCUGAUGAUAAUGGAUACAUUGAAGAUAAAGAGCUUGAUGACUUUUUCUGCCACAUGAUGCAGAGACUGGGUCCACAGGAGAAAGUGACUGCAGAGCAAGUGCAGGGCCUGAAGCAACGGUUCAUGUCUGCGUAUGAUGUCACCGCUGACGGAAAACUGCAGAUUCAAGAGCUGGCCCACAUGAUUCUACCUGAGGACGAGAACUUCUUGCUGAUUUUCCGCAGAGAGGCGACUCUGGACAACAGUGUGGACUUUAUGAAGAUUUGGAGAAAGUACGACGUUGAUUGCAGCGGUUAUAUAUCCGCUCAGGAGCUCAAAGCCUUCUUAAAAGACCUGUUCCAGCAGCAGAACAAGGAAGUGCCAUCUGACAAAAUGGAAGAGUACACAGACAAUAUGAUGAAAAUAUUUGACAAGAAUAAGGACGGCCGUUUGGAUCUAAACGAUUUGGCAAGGAUCCUGGCUUUACAAGAAAAUUUUCUACUGCAAUUUAAAAUGGAUGCGGGCAGUAAAAUGGAGAGAAAGAGGGACUUUGACAAGAUCUUUGCCCAUUAUGAUGUUAGUAAAACAGACGCACUGGAGGGCCCUGAAGUAGAUGGUUUUGUCAAAGAUAUGAUGGGACUGGUCAGGCCCAAUAUGACCGGCCCAGAACUGGACAAGCUGCGCACAGUGUUGCUGAGUCACUGCGAUGUGAACAAAGAUGGGAAAAUUCAGAAGAAUGAGCUGGCCUUGUGUCUGGGAGUGAAGAUGCCAGUCUGA